Molecule: messenger RNA, 3723 nt
Organism: Tetrahymena thermophila SB210
Lineage: Eukaryota; Ciliophora; Oligohymenophorea; Hymenostomatida; Tetrahymenidae
Product: cyclic nucleotide-binding domain protein
Exons: 4
Source: RefSeq, a predicted model, not a curated record
AUGGCAUCCUUCAAAAAGUAGAAUGAAACAAGUGAAAAGUUAGAUUGGCUCUAAAUAGAGCUAAAUAAUUAGUAUUCUACUAAUCAGAUUACUAAUAGUAUAAGCAAAAGAAAGGUGCUAGAUUUAAAUACUUAUAAUAAUAAUGAGAACGAGUUCAAAGAUGAGUGGAACGAAGAGGAAAAAAUUAAAUUAGAAAAAAUACUUUAAAAAAUGAAAUUAAUGAAAAAUCAGUAAAGGGCGCAUGACAUUGUGAAGAAUCUUCCUUCAAGAAUGUAUAAAAAUUUCGACAAGACAAAGUUUGAUCUUCUAAAUGACAGGUCAAGUUUUUAUGAAGAAAUUGUAAAAGAUUAGAGGAAACCUUCUCACUAUUAAUUAGAAACAUAAAAAGUGCAACUUCAUAUGCCUUCCAUAGUUUUAUAGAAAGCAUGCUCCCCUGAAUUUAAUAAGGGGUAGAGAAAAAAAAUAGAAAUAUUUUCUAAUUUAAAUAAGCAGCUCAAAGAAAUAAUUAAGAUAUGUUGUCUUUCUAUUUCUUCUGCCUUAAAAAUAAUACCUGUUAUUUAACCUUCUAGUACGUUUAAACUUGCUUGGGACUCUAUUAAUAUGUUAGUUAUUUUACUUUGUAUGUUUUAUUUGCCAGUAGCUAUAGCAUUUAAUUUUAAUUAUGAAGAAAUUAUGCCGAAAGAGCUAUUGUUUGUCAUUCCAAUAUUCCUCAUUUUUGACUGCUUGAUUCACUUUAAUACAGGAUAUUUCGAAAAAGGACAAGUCAUUACAAGUAGAACUAAAAUUUUUAAAAAGUACUUCAAAAAUAAUAUUUUAAAUGACUUAAUUUCUUUGGUGCCUUUCUUAAUUACAAUCUAUGGAGAGCUAAGUUAAUAGAUAUAUAUAAAAAUAGAUGGCAAAAAUUAAAUACUAGAAAUAGUACUAAAAAUUUUGAUAAUACCAUUUUUUUUUAAAGCCUUUUACAUCAAAAAUAGAGUUAUUAAAAGAAUAGAAGAAAGAUUUCAUCUCUCCUUUCAAGCUACUAAUAUCAUUAUGCUUGCAAAGCUUUUAUAUACAAUUAUAUUAAUUAAUCAUUUAUUUGCUUGUCUUUGGGUAGGCACUGCUAAAAUUGAAUUGGGUUUAAAGUACACUGAUACUUGGAUGAAUUACUAGCAAUUACAUCAAAGCUAAUGGUCUGUAUAAUAUGCAGCAGCAUUUUAUUUUACAACAGUAACAAUGAUUACUGUAGGCUAUGGUGAUAUACUUCCAAUUACUACUCUUGAAAAAGUAGUAUGCAUUUUUAUUAUGAUGAUUUCUUGUGGUGUAUUUGGUUACUCAUUAAAUGAAAUAGGAGCAAUAUUUAGUAAUUUCUAUCAAGUUGACAAUCAAAUAAAUCAAAAAAUAGGCAUAAUCCAACGAUUUAUGAGUAGAAAAAAUAUUAAUCCUAGCUUAGAAUAUCAGAUUCGUGAAUAUUUAGAAUAUUAUUGGAGAGAAUAAGCAGAAUAAGAUUAGGAUUAAGAAUAAAGUAUAAUCGAUUAAUUGAGUGAGUCUUUAAAAUCAAAGCUUUUAAUUGAAGCAAAUAAAAUUGUCUUGAAAGACUCACCAAUUUUCAAACUGAACUUUUCAAAAUACCUAAUUGAGUAAACUGUUCCUUUGAUAAAAUAAAUAAAAUAUUCACCAGAAUCUUUAGUUUGCUAAAGAGGUGUCUCGGAUGAUGCUGCCAUUUAUUUUAUUGAAAAUGGUUCUGUUGACAUUAUAAUGAAUACAAAGGAUAAAAAGUCAAAACCUUUAUUUUCAUUGAAGAAAGGAGAUAGUUUUGGGACUUUUACAUUUUUUACAGGGCUACCAAGAUAGAAUAAUGUUAUUGCAAGGGAGUUUACAACUAUUUUGAUGAUAAGAAGAAUAGAUUUUCUUUAGCUCUUGCAACAUUUUAAUGAAGAUUUUGAAAAAUUUUGCCAUAUUAGAGAUUAAAUAAGUUUUUUAAAUGAUUAUACUUCAGUAGGAAUAAAAUGCAUAAGUUGUAACUCUUCCUAUCACCUAGUAAGUGAUUGCUAAUAUCUACAUUAUAUCCCAAAUAAAGCUAAAAUAAUAAAAUGUCACAAUGAAAGUUAGAAUGUCAAAUAACAAUUGAGACAAGAAAUUUAAAGAAGAGAAAUUAAUAAAAGAUAUCACUUUAGAAAUGCUAAAAGCACUUAUCACGAAAUCAAUAGGCAAGCACAUAUAUUUUAGGAUCACUAUAAUAGCUGGAUAAAUAUUUCUGAUGAAGAUCUAACAGAUUUUUCUGAUGGUUAUUAUGGUGAGAGUGAGCUCAAUUAGUAGAUAAAAAACACAGAUGAAGAUCAAAACAAUAAAAAAAUGAAAUUUGGAUUUGAUUAAAAUAAUUAAUUUGGAAGCAAGAACUAAUUAGAAAAUAUUAAUGGUAAUGAAGGUGAAAUUAAUUAUUAAUGUUCAAGUUUUAAAAUGCUUACAUCACAGGGAAAUAAGCUGAGCAAGCAGAAAAGCCAGCCAGAUAUUGAAAAUACUCCUGAUAGAAAGAGUAUUCCUUCAAAGUUGUCAUUUAAAUAGAAAAAAACAAAAGAAUUUUAGAAUUCUGAGAUAAGAACCAGAAGUAAAACAGAAAGAAGCGAUCGCUAAUAUGAUGAAAAUGAUGAAAGAGAUUUAAUUUCAAUAAGGCUUAUAGUUGAUAGCGAGCAAGCAUCAUUUAAACCAUAUGUUUAGGAAGACUAAAGAAUAGAAAGAGUAAAAAAGAUAAAAGAGUAUUCAAGUAAGAGUCCUAUGUCAAGAAUGAAUUAACAAAAUGAUGAAACUGAUUUUACUUAGCUUGAAAAAAUAAACUCUGUUAAUUCUUCAGAGGAAAUUUCAGUAGACAAAGGGUAGAAGUAAAAGUUGUGCAAAAAAUAAUCGAAUGAUUUACUUAAAAUAGUUUCUCAAAUAGGUAGCAAGACAAAUAUCAAAGAAGAAGGGAAUAAUUAAGAUUAAAUACUGAGAUAGCUUUAAACUCUUCUAAAAAAUCAAUAGCUUCUAUUCAGUUAAAAUGAUUAAGUUAAAGAAAAUUAAAACCUUUAAAAAAUAGAUGAAAUCUUCCUUGGGUUUGACUAGAUGAAAUAAUUUGUUAAAUAUAACUAGAGAUAUAACUUUCCUAGUGUAAUUAGCAGAUAUAAUCAAUUUAUGGAUGCAAAAAAAAAAAAGAUAGCUAAAAAGAGAAAUGAUAGAUUGUCUAAAUUAAGAAGUACUUAUACAAAGACAUAACUAAAAAUAUAAGAUCAAAAUUAUUAAAGUUAGAGAAAGAUAUAGAACUUGAAUAUUAAUUUAGCUUAAAGUGACUUAGAUUUAACAAGAAAGUAUUUAUAAGAAGGUCAAAAGCAAGUCAGUGAUGUUGAAUCUUUUUCAUCUAGAUUAUAAAAUAGUAAAUAUUAAAAAAGUGAAAAUAUUUUUGAUUACAAAAAUUACUUUGCAUAAGAGUAGCAUAAUAGCAUGAAAUAUGGAAUGAACUCGAACAGUAAUCUAGUGCUAAACAGUCAUUCUCUAUUUAAAGACUAUUAACAAAAUGAUACUUCAAAUAUUAAAAAAUAAAUUAUGAUAAUUGGAGAUGAAUUCUUUAAAAUGCAGAAUUUCUAAGAACAAGAUAAAUAAGAUUUUACUUGUUUAGACGAGUUAACUCCUACAUCAGCGGCUGUCCCAAAUACAUUUUAUAACAAGGACUCCCUAUACUAAAGAUCUGUUAAUGAUAGAAAUUAUUUUUGA